AUGGACGCACACAAACGCGAACGCUCCAAACCAACAAAAGCGUCUGGACGGACAGUCACCACCGCCACAGUGACUGCUAUCCACAGUAGCUCACUAGCGACAGUAACGCACUCGCUACCUGUAACACCGGAACGGCGUAUAGCAGCCAUGCAGCAUAGUAGCAGCCCGGUCGGUAAGUGACCUCUAGCAGCAACAGCGCACCAAGCGGAUAAUUGAUCGUCACCUUCACCACUAGCAGCGCGCAGCAUUGCCACCGGUACCGAGACGCUCGGCGGUACGACCAACGUCAAGCGCAAGGUACCACGGCUGGCCGGCAAACGUCAAACGGGCAAACCGUUUUCGGUGAAUCUCGGUGCGACGACCAGCAAGCAAACAUGCAGCCGCACAUAUCUCGGCCGUAAUGCGCUUCCGACGGCUGUUGGUGGCAGCACGGCCGGGCGGCUGAAUCGUCAUGGCGGUGUACCACCGAUCGUGCUCACCUCUGCCACUACGAACAGCGAUAACUCCAACGAUUCCGGGCUCGGGUUCGAUCGUAGUGGUAGCAGUACGAAGCUGGACAAACACCAUCAAAUAGCGGACGGAGCACAGCAGCCCGGGUACGGUGCGACACCGGACAGCUAUCAACCAUCGUCCGUUGUUCAGUACAGCCCUGCCGGGAUGCUCGAUGGCCAGCAGCAAACAGGUAGCAGUGGGAUGGUAUCCACAUCGGCGUCUCCACUGUCCCAGUCUCUAUCACCCGCGACUGGAUCACCCUCCUCACCGUCUUCGAUCUCAUCAGCGGUAACGCUUGCCACGGCCACGCUGGCAAAUCGACAGGCUACCGCCAGCGCUGGACCACGCAGCAGCAGUAAUCGAGCUUCCGCCACCAAUGCGCCCGGACCGGGACCAUUUCGCCCGUCGGCCGGCAGCGAUGGAAGCUGCGUACCAACGGGAACGCCAACACUCACCAGCUCCCGAGACGGGAAAAUACAGCUGCAGAUUGUAACGCAACCGGAGCAACAGCAUCGGGCCCGCUACCAAACCGAGGGGUCACGCGGUGCGGUGAAGGAUCGUAGCGGCAAUGGGUUCCCGGUGGUGCGGCUCGUCGGCUACAACAAACCAACCGCGCUACAGGUAUACAUCGGUUCCGACGUUGGACGACCCACGCCCCACAUCUUCUACCAGGCGUGCAAGGUGUCGGGCAAGAACUCGACACCGUGCGUCGAGCGCAAUCUCAACGGUACGAAGUACAUCGAGAUACAGCUAAAGCCGGAAAACAACAUGACGGUAACGUGCGACUGUGUGGGCAUACUGAAGGAGCGCAAUGUGGACGUGGAGUACCGGUUCCCGGACCAGACGGCAUCGCGCACCAAGAAAAAGUCGACCCGGUGCCGGAUGGUGUUUCGCACCACCAUUGUUGGGGAGGACGGUACGACGGAACUGUUACAGGUGCCAUCGCAGCAAAUCAUCUGCACGCAACCACCGGGCGUACCGGAGAUAUUGAAAAAAUCGCUAACGUCUUGCCCGGUCGAGGGUGGGCUGGAGAUGUUUAUAAUCGGCAAAAACUUCCUCAAGGAUACGCGCGUUGUCUUCCAGCGUUCGAAGCAGGUACUGGCGCACACGGCCUAUACACGCACCGCUAUGCAGAAUACGACCGCCUGGGAGCAAUCGGUCAUCCCCGAUAAGGAGCAUUUGAACCAGGUACAUCUCAUCUGCGUUGUGCCACCAUACGAACGGCAGGACAUUACCGAACCCGUCACAAUCAAACUGUACAUCGUGUCGAGUGGGAAAAAAAGCGAAACGCAUGACUUUGUCUACACGCCGAAAGGUGACCACACGACGCUCAGUGCGGCAACUGCCACAGCACCAGCACGCCGUACCAGAAUCAACACCACCGUCGGUCAACAACUCCAGCGACAACAGCAACAGCAGCAGCAGCAACAACAACAAUCCCAACCGACCACGCACAACUACAUUAGUGAGCUUGCUGCAGCCGCCAUUGGCAAUGGUUCCGGGAUGGAAAAUGGCGCCACAGUCAAUUUGGGCGCCAGCGCUGACACGGCACUAGCGGUUGCGAAUGCUAAUGCUGCAAUUAAUGCGAUUGCGGCCACGGUCGUCUCCUCGUCCGCUAUGGGUGAGCUGCCGGGACCGAACGGAACUGCGGGACGCUUUGUCUGCAACGGAAACCGAACCGAAGCAGUGUCACCGUUCGACGACUCUACCGUUUGCACCAAUCGGCCAAUGUUUUUGCGUACUUCGACCACGCUCGAAAUCGCGGCCGAGGGCAUGAUGCCACCACCGAUCAAUCUGCUGCAACCAAUCGGCGGAGCAAGCGCUGCCAGUAUUAUACAACCUCAGUGCCAUUCGGGGCUGUCGAUUGGUGGUGCGAAUGAGCGCCAGUACUCUGUGUCGCUGUCCUCACCGCAACCGACGGAUGUGUUCAAACCGGAACUGGUCGAGCCGGAAUGCAGCCGUAGCGAUAUGGUCGACGAGGACUCGUUGGAUCGGUUUCCUGCUUCGGCAGAAAAUUCACUAGACGGCAUCAUGUUUGGGCCGGUGCCAAACGAAGCAAGCAUCCUGUACCGGAGACGAAGUGUCCGGCAGCCGAGCAUGGAGAUGGAGGACAGCUCGUCUAACAUGUCACUGUUGGCUAACGAUAGCCGCAUGAUGGAUGCACCACCGGCUGGUGGUGGUGGUGCAGGAAAUGGUAACGGUGGUGGUUCCCUAUCGCUCGGUUCGCACUUCGAUACGUUGCUGAACAUGGUCUCGAUCGCGUCGUACUGUGGCAAUGGAGGAAACGCUUCUAUCGCUCCAAUGGAAACCAACUACAUGGGCAGCGAAGCGUUGGACGCCAAACCGCCUCUGGCGUUGGAAACGGAGAUGAAAAAUGUUUUAAAAACGGAACCGCAAACACAAUCGGACUCACCGGUCAAUAUGCAGCUGAGUCAGCUGAUGGCGGUAUCCUGCAGUGAUGCGAUUGCAAAACAGAUUGAAGCGGAAUGUUUACUGCAACACCAGCAACAGCAACAGCAGCAGCAGCAACAACAACAACAUCACGUCCAGCAGCAACAGCAACAGCAACAGCAGCAGCAGCAGCAGCAGCAACAACAACAACAGGCUCAGCAAGCUGCCCUUCUAGACCUAGCGAAUCUAACAGUUCCGGCUGAUGUUGCCACGGUGCAAAACAUAUUGCAACAGCAAGAUGUGCUGCUAGCUUCUACCGGUGCGACUACUACCACAGCCACAUCGUUGCUGCAGCAACAGCAACAACAGCAGCAGCAGCAGCAACAGCAUCAACAAGAUCUUCAUCAGCAACAACAAGAACAACACCAUCAGCAGCAACUGCAACAGCAGCAACAGCAACAACAGCAGCAACAACUACAACAACAGCUUCAACAGCAUCAGCAACAACAGCAGCAGCAACAACAACUACAACAUCAGCUUCAACAGCAGCAGCAGCAGCACCAGCAACAACAACAGCAGCAACUGCAGCAGCAACAACUUCAACAGCAGGAACAGCUACAUCAUCAUCUGCAACAACUUCAACAGCAUCAACAGCAACAGCAGCAACAGAUACCGGCAGAAAAAAUGGACGUCGGUAUGGUGGCCGGUGCAGUUGUUGGUUUGCUAAUGGACACAACCCAGCUGGCCCAGCAACCGAUGGACACGUCCGCCCCAUUAUCCGCUGCCUCCGUUAUGGGUGCGUUAGGUGUGCAGCUGGGCGGUGGUGGUGGUGGUGGUGGUAGUGGAGGUGUGGUCGGUCCCGGCACGGGUGAACUACCGCCGGUGAGCAAUGUUACAACGGUCGACGCACAACGUAUCGAGGUGCAGAACAGUGACGCUAACUCGAUUGCGAUGGAUUCGAUUGGGCUCAAUACGGCUCAGGUAUCGCUAGCGGAAGAAUCCCGCGUACUAGCAUCGGAACUGACAGCAAUGUCCGAAACGGAGCUGAUGAACUACAUCUGCCCGAGUGCAUUCGAUUCCGGUAGGUAG
This is a messenger RNA of Anopheles maculipalpis, 3972 nucleotides long. RefSeq names its product nuclear factor of activated T-cells 5-like. The record is from RefSeq and is a predicted model, not a curated record. Gene Ontology annotation, molecular function: DNA-binding transcription factor activity, RNA polymerase II-specific; RNA polymerase II cis-regulatory region sequence-specific DNA binding; transcription factor binding. Lineage: Eukaryota; Metazoa; Arthropoda; Insecta; Diptera; Culicidae. Gene Ontology annotation, cellular component: transcription regulator complex. Gene Ontology annotation, biological process: regulation of transcription by RNA polymerase II.